Molecule: messenger RNA, 2597 nt
Organism: Melanaphis sacchari
Lineage: Eukaryota; Metazoa; Arthropoda; Insecta; Hemiptera; Aphididae
Exons: 8
Coding region: 364-2532 (722 amino acids)
Source: RefSeq, a predicted model, not a curated record
UUAGACACAGUACACAGUACAAUACUGGCUACUGCCUACUGCAAGUCUGCAAAGAGUGCAAAGCGCAGAGUGCAGACUGCAAUUCUGUUGCACAGUCUACUUAGGCCACAGACGACAGACGACACGGACAACCACUCCUACCAAAUUCUCUGGUGUAUUAUUACAGAGGUUAAUGGUUGGCAAUAUAAUAAUAGUGUAUUAAUAAUACAGUAUUGUUAUCUAUUGUUAUUCUAUGGUAAUACAAACACACAAAUAACAUAUUAUUGAAUAAAAUAAUUUUCCGCUAUAUAUUGAGGUAUUUGUUGUAAGAUUGCUGUUUUUGUUUUUUGUUAAGUGAUUGGCAAAUUCACAAUUUACUGAAAAAUGGCCGGAUAUGUUGAACACUUGUCUGAUGUGAUGGACACUUUGUCAAUUAACGAUGACCACUGGAAUGAACUUGAGUUAGAUGAAAAUAUUCGAACACAGUUAAAGGAAAUUGAAAAUGAUUAUGAAAGCAUUUUCUCAUGGGACAUUCAACGACUAACGGGAUGCAAUCAAAACCUUUUGGUUAACAUCAUUGAUAAGGUUCGAGAAAAGCUAGAAAUGGUCAUAGACAAAGACAAUGAAUUCAAUUUAAAUAGGUUUUAUUUGCAACUAAUAGUUAUUUAUGAACUUUAUAUUAAAAAAAGUUAUAAGGAAUCAUAUUUGGAAAUUGAAAACGUUGUUAAAUUUCUGGAAAUGUGUAAAUUUGAUGAAUCAAACGAACACUACUCUAAUGCUUAUUAUCAUAUUGCUCAUGCCACCAUUGCUUAUAUUGCAUUAUCAUUGAAAAUUGAUUCAGAAAAGUCAUUAAAAAAUGUUAAACAAAUAACAAGUUUUAAUCGAGCUGAGAAAGCAGCAGUUUGUGCAGUUAAAGCUAGAAUUUUUAUGGAGUAUCCACCUAAAGGAAAUGAUAUAGCUUUAAAAUUUGCUGAUCAAGCCCGCACUCUUCAUUCUACUGAACCCGAAUGGAUAGUAAUUUGGCUAAAAGCCAAAGGACGAGUAAGACGUUACUAUGAACAAUAUAAAAUGCCAGAAAAUGAUGAAAUAAAUGCUGCAGAAAUGUUAUGCUCUACUAAAACUAAGGCUCGACUCUUAAUUCAAGCUUCUAAACUUUACAUGGAAGUAGCAUUUAUUAAUAAAUUAAAAAAUAACAAAGAAGAAUCAAAUAAAUAUUAUAAGAUUUCAUCUGAUAUUACUGAAAAAUCAGUUGAAUUAGCCAAAGAUGACACAAAACAGCUUUAUUCUUGUUUAUUGACAUGUAUUGAUUAUCCUAAAGAGUUUUUGUUAAAACCUAUGAUAGAGAAUUUAAUUACAAAACUAACAAAUGUUAAAAAUAGUCGUGUGGAUCAAGUUCUCGGAAAAUAUUAUUUAAAAAAUGAAAAAGAUUAUGAAAAAGCAAAAAUGUAUUUAUCUCGUGGAAUGGCUGCUGGUCAUUUUAGUAGUUCAUUGCAGUUAAUAAAAGUAGAGUGCCUGUUACAACCUGUUGAUAAAUUUCCUCUUGUUCAAACAUUAAAAAUGAUGUAUGAUGUUUUUCCAAGCCCAAAAAGAAGGCUUAUUAUUUUAUCACAAAUAUUGAUUUAUUACAAUUACUGUGAAAAUAAUCCUAAAGAGUUUUUACGCUACUUAAAAAUGUAUAUUGAUCAAGAUAUUGAAGAUACAUUUAAAAAACGUCAUUUAAUUUUUGCUUAUCCAUUAUUUAAGGUAAACGGAUUCAGAAACAAACAAUUUUUAAAUGCUCUUUCUAUUACAGUAAAAGAAUUAGUUAACAAUCAUAAGUGGAGUUUAGAAGAAAAAAAAACAAUACACAAUACAUUUGAUCGAUUCAUUCAAAUAUCAAAAUUACAUUUUUAUGACAGUCAUUUCAAUGAUGAUAAUAAAACUUCUUUUCACAAUAAAAAUGAAGCCAAAAAGUAUCCUUAUAAUAAAUCAUAUAAUAAUAAUAAAAGUGAAUUUCGGCAAAAACUAAAGGUCGAUUUCUCAGAAAAUAAGUCUAAUAGCAGUCAUCAACACCAGUUUGCUUCAAAAGAUAUAAAUAAAAAUAAGUAUUUAAAAAAACACAGUGCUUUAGUUACAGAACCAUUAACAAAUCAACAUAAAUUAAUUGAUAACAAUUUUAAAUUAUCUGUAAAAACCUCUAUUGAUUCAAUGAAAAGCUUGAACAAUUCAGAUAAUAUUAAGACAAAACUAAAGAAGUUUGAAAAUAAAUUUAGUUCUUCGGACAAUUUACAUGUUGUGUCAUUAGAAAACAACCCUUUCAAAACUCCAUUUAAAAAUCAAAUACAUAAUAGAGGUAAUAAUAGAUAUAAAGAAUCUAAAUCAAGUUGGCGAACUAAGCAAGAUGCUUCUCAUGAUCAAAACAGUUUUGAAAUAUUUCAUGGUAUUAAUUCUCAACGCUCUCGAGGAUAUAAAAAUGUACACUUGGAAAACCAAAAAGCUGGAAACCCAAGAAAUGAAUUGGACAAUCAUUCACUAUCUGGUGGAUCAUAUAAAGAUAUUGAUGAUUUAGUUUAAAUUAAAUUUAUUAUUCAAAACUAAAAUUGAUUUUGAUAUUUGCAUAAAAAUGAUUUAUAUUUUAU